Etheostoma cragini (Arkansas darter) is the source of this 1179-nucleotide messenger RNA. RefSeq names its product penta-EF-hand domain containing 1 (gene pef1). The record is from RefSeq and is a predicted model, not a curated record. Gene Ontology annotation, molecular function: calcium ion binding. The transcript is spliced from 5 exons. The coding region runs from base 233 to 1039 and encodes 268 amino acids. Gene Ontology annotation, biological process: COPII vesicle coat assembly. Lineage: Eukaryota; Metazoa; Chordata; Actinopteri; Perciformes; Percidae.
CCAUAACCAAUCCCAUUCCUCUUGCCGAAGCAUAACCCGCCUCUUGCCUAAACCUAACCAACCCAACCAGAGCAGGCAACGAGUACUAGCCAUUCAGGGAUGAGUUCCCUAAUAAAUAUUCAUGAGUCUUCCCCCACCGUCAUGCAAUAAAGAAAAAAAAAAACUCACAAGCCGGGCGGUGCUGUAUCCGCCUCGACGGCUGCCUUGUUGGAGGAAGUAAAGUCUGUUAAACAUGAGUUUCCACUACGGCCAGGGCUAUCCCGGAGGAGGAGGACGUCAGCCACCACCGGGAUCUGCAUACGGGGGAGGCAGCGGCCCCUACGGGCCUACCCCCUCAGGUCCAUACGGAGGUGCAACACACCAACCAGGAGGUCCUUAUGGUGCAUACGGAGCCCCAGGGCAACCACGAGGGCAGUAUGGGCAAGGACCAGGGGGUGCCCCCGCCGGGCAUUACGGGGGUUAUGGGGGACAACCACAUGGAGGACAAUAUGGACAACACGCCCCUGCAGGUAACAUCCCUCCUGGUGUCAACCCGGAGGCGUACCAGUGGUUCCACACUGUUGACACGGACCGCAGUGGCUACAUCAACCUAAAGGAGCUGAAGCAGGCACUGGUCAACUCCAACUGGUCGGCUUUUAACGACGAGACCUGCCUCAUGAUGAUCAACAUGUUUGACAAGACGCGGUCGGGUCAAAUGGACCUGUUCAGCUUCUCAGCACUGUGGGAGUACAUGCAGCGGUGGAGGGCGCUCUUUCAGCAAUAUGACAGAGACCGCUCAGGCUGCAUCAGCGGCACGGAGCUACAACAAGCACUCGCUCAGAUGGGCUACAACCUGAGUCCCCAGUUUUCGGAGACGUUGGUGCGACGCUUCACCUUGCAAGGCGGACGCCCCGGCAUCCAGCUGGACCGCUUCAUCCAGGUGUGCACGCAGCUCCAGACCAUGACGCAGGUCUUCAGGGAGAAAGACACGAGCAUGACGGGCAACAUCCGCCUUAACUAUGAGGAUUUCCUCUCUGGGGCCGUCACCAGGCUCAUGUGAGCCUCCUUUAACCUGGCAAUCCCUCUGCACUGGGUAUCACACAGUAUCAUUCCAUGUUUAGGUCAUAUUUUGCCCAGUUUCCAAUGCUCUGCCAUAAGUGCCCCCCCCCCUCCCACACACACACACACACACACACACAC